This is a messenger RNA of Grus americana (Whooping crane), 1180 nucleotides long. It is a transcript of the gene FTSJ1, whose product is annotated as FtsJ RNA 2'-O-methyltransferase 1. The record is from RefSeq and is a predicted model, not a curated record. The annotation marks the transcript as partial. NCBI's taxonomy places the organism in Eukaryota, Metazoa, Chordata, Aves, Gruiformes, Gruidae. Gene Ontology annotation, biological process: cytoplasmic translation; tRNA methylation. Gene Ontology annotation, molecular function: tRNA methyltransferase activity. The transcript is spliced from 11 exons. Gene Ontology annotation, cellular component: cytoplasm.
CGCCCGCCGCUCUCCUCGCUCACCGCCGCGCUUCACCGCUUCUCCCAUCGGCGUUCCCAACUCCCUCCCUGCUUCUUUUUUUCCCCGGCUUCUUCUCGGGGUUUUUACGGGCGUGAUCGUGAAUCAGUUCUCGGACCUACAGAAACUCGCCAUGGGUCGCUCCUCCAAGGACAAACGCGACAUUUACUACCGGCUGGCCAAGGAAGAGGGUUGGCGCGCCCGCAGCGCCUUCAAGCUGCUCCAGCUUGACCAGCGUUUUGAUCUUUUUCGGGGGGUGCAUCGCGCCGUCGAUCUCUGCGCGGCCCCCGGGAGUUGGAGUCAGGUGUUGAGCCGUAAGCUCAGGGGGUCCCCGGGGUCCCCGGUGCAGGUGGUGGCGGUGGAUCUCCAGGCCAUGGCCCCCCUCCCGGGGGUGCUGCAGAUCCAGGGGGACAUCACCAAGGUCUCCACGGCCCAGGAGAUCCAACGCCACUUCGAGGGGCAACCGGCUGACCUGGUGGUCUGCGACGGGGCCCCCGACGUGACGGGGCUGCACGACCUGGACGAGUACAUCCAGGCUCAACUGCUGCUGGCGGCGCUGAACAUCACCACCCACGUCUUGAAGAAGGGCGGCACCUUCGUGGCUAAGAUUUUCCGAGGGAAGGAGGUGACGCUGCUUUAUGCCCAACUUCGCCUCUUUUUCUCCGACGUCACCUGCGCCAAACCCCGCAGCAGCCGCAACUCCAGCAUCGAAGCUUUUGUCGUCUGCCGUGGUUACAGCCCCCCCGAGGGCUACGUCCCCACCACGGACAACCCGCUGCUCGACCCCGAUGCGGGCCUGGCCCUGUCCCAGCUCUCGGGUCCCUCCCGGGUGAUCGUCCCCUUCGUGGCUUGCGGGGACCUGAGCGCCUACGACCCCGACCGUACCUACCCCCUGCAGCUGGACCCCGAGAAGCCCUACAGCUACGUGCCCCCCCCCGCGCCCCCCAUCGCCCCCCCCUACGCCCGGGCGUGUUUCCUGCGCCGUCACCACCGGCUGGCGAGCGUGCGAGGGCCCUCGUGCGACGACGGGGGCGUGCGAGGGCCCUCGUGCGACGAGGAGGAAGAGGAAGGAGCCUCGUGCGAGGACCCGGAACGGCAAGACCCUGGUGCGGGGACCCCCUCGUGCGAGGCGGCGUGCGUGCAAGGACCCUCGUGCGAGGCG